Molecule: messenger RNA, 446 nt
Organism: Hyposmocoma kahamanoa
Lineage: Eukaryota; Metazoa; Arthropoda; Insecta; Lepidoptera; Cosmopterigidae
Product: cuticle protein 19-like
Exons: 4
Coding region: 37-399 (120 amino acids)
Cellular component (GO): extracellular matrix
Source: RefSeq, a predicted model, not a curated record
UGGUCGUUCCGACGAAGCAAACCUUAUUCAAACAAUAUGAUCGCCAAAACCGCAAUAGUGUUGUCCAUGGUGGCGCUGGCAUCGGCCGGCGUGGUGCAGCUGGCGGGCUACGGACACGAGGGUGUUGCGUAUGCCCCUGUCGCACACUAUGGAGGACAUGAGGACCAUCACGUUGAUUAUCAUGCCCAUCCGAAAUACGACUACUCGUACUCAGUAUCCGAUCCCCACACUGGUGACCACAAGACCCAGCACGAGGCCCGUGACGGUGACGUCGUGAAAGGAGAAUACUCCCUGCUGCAGCCUGACGGCUCUUUCAGGAAAGUCACUUAUACUGCUGAUGACCACAACGGUUUCAACGCGAUAGUCCACAACACGGCACCGCACCAUGAGUUCCACUAGGCGUCAUUCUAGGCUAGAGGCCAUUGCUUGCAUGUGAUAUUAAUACC